Ciona intestinalis (vase tunicate) is the source of this 1097-nucleotide messenger RNA. NCBI's taxonomy places the organism in Eukaryota, Metazoa, Chordata, Ascidiacea, Phlebobranchia, Cionidae. The record is from RefSeq and is a predicted model, not a curated record.
UAUUAUGUUAGUGUUAACUUAUUAUUAUAACCAUGGACGAACCAAUGACGCCCCAAAUAUUCGAUAGGCUGACGUCAUGCGAUCCUGGGUUGGCAUGGGAACUGUGCAGGAACUAUGUAGGUUACCAGUUAUUGGGCCACGAAGCGGUUACCGUUCCAUUCCUAGACGAAGCUUAUCACUUUGUACCGUUCGGUGUGGUUGUUAAGAAAAGUAAAAAAUCGUCACACAUGGGAGGCUCAGGAAAAUCUUCUUACGCGAUAAUCGGUUCCUUGGCUAAUGUUACAGCGCCACAAGUGGACAAAGCUCCUUUUAAUCAAAGACCGGAAAAAGUCAACGAUUACAACUUUAACCCAAAGUUCGUAUAUCGGAUAUCAGGAAUGAAGGACGGAGUGAAAAAGGCGAUUAAGAUCAAAAUAAGCGGCAGUGAAUGUUAUGACGUGUCACUAAGUAUGGAGUUGGGAAGGUUGGUUUUGGACAAAAGAUUACCGUCGCUAGAUGGCGUGAAAAAGCUUUUCGUGAUUUUUGAAGUUUUCUACGCGCAGUCAGUCAGCGUUAGUGUUACUAUAGGAGAGCACAUACCAGGGCACAAGUAUAUGGAUACAAACAACAGAAAGUUCACACACGACAGACGAAUGCCCAUCGGAUUUAACGCACAGAAGUUUCCAUUGAUGUCAAACGGUUGUGUGGGGUUUGUGGAAAAGUCGUCGUUAGAGGGCCUCAGAGAUGGCAGGUGGAAACGGUGAGCGUGUUCAACACAGACUGGGACGCAGCUAUUCCGUAUUUUAAUCAAUUCAAUCGCUUUGUUACGUUGACAACGUAUGAACGCAUGAUAGCACUAUACAAUGAAGUUGCAUUUUCCCGAACCGAAACACGGGGUAUUUUAGAUGUUGGCAAACGGCAAGAGACAAAUUAAUAAGCGAAUGCGACACAGCGGCGUACAUUGGUGUUUCGUGUUUAUAAUAGAGCCAAGUUUUCUGUGGCAGACAACUUAUAACCCAUAGGUAACCACUGGGUUGAAGCAAUUAUUGUUAAGCGUCUUGCCCAGAGACACAUACAAAUAUUGGUAGCAGCGACGAGCCUGGUAUACCUUCUGGUUC